AUGAUUAGGAAGAAACGUCUAAGAAAGACAGGCAUUACUGAUUUUGGUGGAGAUGCCUCACUUCCCACACAUGCUUCAGCAUCAUUGUCAGCUCCACCACAACCCCCAGCAUCAUCCCUAGCUCCACCACAACCUAUAGCAUCCUCCCCAACUCCACCGCAACCUCCAUUAUCUGGCCAUGCCCCAUCACAACCUCCAGGAUCUAGGCAGACUCUAUCAGAAUCAUCCACCCCACAUCUAUCUCAGGAUAUUCCAUCGACAGCCUCGUCUACAUCACGUCAUUACUGGACAGUUAAUGUGAUAGAUGAAGAAGGGCUUAUAAAACAGGAAAAACUAAGGGUUAAAGAUGUUUGGUUACUAGCACGUGGAAGGCGUGUUAUGUUAGAGUUCAAUGAAUCAUUCCAACCAAUUGGAGAUCCAGCUGGACUUCUUGGAGGGAUUUUAGGAGAAUUAGCCUCUGAUUUUGUUGCUUUUCCUGUCAACUAUGAAAGUUGGCACAAAGUACCGAAGACAUACAAAGAAGAAAUUUACAAAAAUAGAAUCAUGGAAAAAUUUAAUGUUGACGAGGGGCCUGCUAAAAUUUUUAUUUUGAAGAACAUUGGAAAGAAAUGGAAGGACAAUAGAUGUAAAUUAUACCAUGAGUGGUAUGAUCCCAAUAUUGGUCGAGAAGCAAAUAUUACAAAGCAUCCACCGAGAAUAUCUCAAGACCAAUGGGCAAGUUUUAUUGACUAUCGUGCACGAGAUAAGACUAAGGAGAUAUGUCAAAAAAAUGCUGAAAAUCGAUUCAAAUUGACAAUUCCACACACAGGAGGGUCUAAGAGUCUAGCAAGGAAAAAAUAUGAGAUGGAAAUUGAGAGUGGCCAGCCUGUGAGUAGGGGUUUAUUAUACAUUGCGACGCAUAAGAAGAAAGAUGGAUCUUUUGUGAAUGAAGGAGCACGAACUAUAAGCGAGAAAAUUUCUGAGAUUGAGAGCCAAGGCACGCCUUCACAGUCAGUCUCCUUAAAUGAUUCACUUGCUCGUGUGCUAGGAAAAGAACAUUCAGGCCAAGUUCGAGGUUUGGGCUUCGGUCCUAGUCCAAACCAAGUUUUUGGGACCACUGCUCAAUUCAGUGGGACAUCCUCGCCAUCCAAUAAUACUAGUACACCUGUUGUACAAUAUGUGAAAAAAUUGGAGGAAAAAUUAGAGACUAGUCAACAAGAGGUUCGAAGUUUAAAGAGUGCAAUGGCUUAUAUUUUCACCAAUAUCGUGGGGAAUAUACCACCUGAGUUUGCUGCUAUGCUCAAUACAAUGGCACCAGAUGCACAUAGUGGACCAGUGUCACCAGCAGGAAGGCUAUCUUCUAAUGCAAGUCAUGACAUUCAUCAGACCCAUCAAGAUCCAAACCAACAAAGUUGAUGUGAUGAUAUGGAA
Molecule: messenger RNA, 1410 nt
Organism: Diospyros lotus (date-plum)
Lineage: Eukaryota; Viridiplantae; Streptophyta; Magnoliopsida; Ericales; Ebenaceae
Exons: 7
Coding region: 1-1395 (464 amino acids)
Source: RefSeq, a predicted model, not a curated record